Messenger RNA from Vitis vinifera (wine grape), 4217 nucleotides. RefSeq names its product receptor-like protein EIX1. Gene Ontology annotation, molecular function: protein binding. The record is from RefSeq and is a predicted model, not a curated record. The coding region runs from base 869 to 4120 and encodes 1083 amino acids. The transcript is spliced from 2 exons. NCBI's taxonomy places the organism in Eukaryota, Viridiplantae, Streptophyta, Magnoliopsida, Vitales, Vitaceae.
AUUGUUUUCAAACAAAAAGGCCAAAUAAUGCUAUAAAUUUCUAAAUUACACCACCAAACAACCUUAUGGAUUUAAUACUAUUUUUGUAUGCUAAAUGAUCUCAGCUCUUAACUUAUUCCUAAUACCUUGAUUUACAUUUUUUGUUUCCUCCGAUUAAGAUUUUUUAGCGUUUAGAAUUAGUAUAAUUUUUUAAUUCAUAAAUGAAUUUUCAUGUUUAUCUUAAUCUUAUUGACCUUGACUUAGUGCCAAGUCAUGGUCUUUCUAUCCACACCUUUUUAUUUUUUAUUUUUUUAGUUUUUCCUUUUUGUCCAAGUCAAGGUCUUCAAUCAAGGCACUUGGUUUUUGUGGUGAGGCAAAGAUUCAAGUCAUUUUCCACUCAAUUAGAAUUUAAUAUGAUACUACUCAAAUAAUACUAAAAACAAAAAGAAGUGAGGCUAUCAUUGUCAUUGCUUUAAACCACUUUCUAUAUAUUUUGUUGAAUUGAAAAUGCAAGGGAAACAAGAAAGAAGUUUCAGGUAAGGAACUAAUAUUGGUAAAUUAUUUUUAAUAUGCUUUUCUAUCUAAUCCUUCUAACUCUAAGUGAUUUAGGUUUUCGCCAAUCAAAGUAAGGUUGAUCUUUGAGAUGAUUAUAAUUGUUUUUCUUAAUAUAUAUUUACAUAUGUUAUUAGUAGAUUUUUUUAGACUGGUGACGUUUGUUAAAUGUGUUGUUUAAAAUAAGUUCUUUAUGUUGUGCAAUUGUCUUUUAGAUUUUGCCAGUGUUUUCAUUUUUAUGUUGGAAAUAAAAUUUUAAUUCAAUUCAAUAAAAUGCUGACUACAUAUUGGAAUUCAAUUUUUACAGGUGUUCCUUACUAGAGAAUUGAAUAUUUACAUGGAGAAAAUUUCGAUUAUUGGUUUCAUUUUAGCUAUUCUCUAUUUCAUAACAACAGAACUUGCAUGUAAUGGUCAUACCCGUAUCGACAAUAAUGUUGAAUCUGAACAAAAGGCUCUUAUCGACUUCAAAAGUGGUCUCAAAGAUCCCAACAAUCGGCUUUCAUCAUGGAAAGGAAGCACUUAUUGCUAUUGGCAAGGAAUUAGUUGCGAAAAUGGCACAGGAUUUGUCAUUUCAAUUGAUCUUCAUAACCCUUAUCCUCGUGAGAAUGUAUAUGAGAACUGGAGCUCUAUGAACUUGAGUGGAGAAAUUAGUCCUUCAUUGAUAAAACUCAAGUCUUUGAAAUAUCUAGAUUUGAGUUUCAACUCAUUCAAAGCCAUGCCAGUUCCUCAAUUCUUUGGGUCUCUGGAGAAUUUAAUAUAUCUAAACUUAUCGAGUGCUGGGUUUAGUGGAUCAAUUCCUUCAAAUUUAAGGAAUCUUUCUAGCUUGCAAUAUCUCGAUCUUUCUUCUGAGUAUCUUGACGAUAUUGAUUCUAUGUAUCUUUACGAUAUUGAUUCUGAAUAUUUUAAUAAUUUAUUUGUUGAAAAUAUUGAAUGGAUGACUGACCUUGUUUCCUUGAAGUAUCUUAGUAUGAAUUAUGUUAACCUUUCAUUGGUAGGAAGUCAGUGGGUUGAGGUGGCAAACAAGCUUCCAAGUUUAACCGAGUUGCAUCUAGGUGGUUGUAGCCUUUCUGGCUCAUUUCCAUCUCCAAGCUUUGUUAAUCUUACUUCACUUGCUGUUAUAGCUAUCAACUCGAACCACUUCAAUUCCAAGUUUCCUAACUGGCUUUUAAAUGUUAGCAACCUUGUAUCCAUUGAUAUAAGUCACAAUCAAUUGCAUGGGAGAAUUCCACUUGGUCUUGGUGAGCUACCCAAUUUGCAAUACUUAGAUCUAUCUUGGAAUUUCAAUCUCAGGCGCAGUAUCUCUCAACUAUUGAGGAAGAGUUGGAAAAAGAUAGAAGUUCUAAAUUUGGCUCGUAAUGAAUUACAUGGUUCAAUUCCAAGCUCCAUUGGAAACUUUUGCAACUUAAAAUAUCUGGAUUUGGGUUUUAAUCUCUUGAAUGGAAGUUUACCUGAGAUUAUCAAAGGACUUGAAACCUGCAGAUCUAAAAGUCCUUUGCCUAAUUUGACGGAAUUAUACUUGCACAGGAAUCAAUUGAUGGGAACAUUGCCGAAUUGGUUGGGUGAGCUUAAAAAUCUUAGGGUACUUGCUUUAUCCGGUAACAAAUUUGAAGGUCCCAUCCCUUUUUUUUUAUGGACAUUGCAACACCUGGAGUAUAUGUAUCUUUCAUGGAAUGAGUUGAAUGGAAGUCUCCCAGAUAGUGUUGGACAACUUUCUCAACUGCAAGGCUUGGGUGUUGGUUCCAAUCAUAUGAGUGGAAGUCUCUCUGAACAACAUUUUUUGAAGUUGAGUAAGUUGGAGUAUCUACGGAUGGGAUCCAAUUGUUUCCAUUUGAAUGUUAGUCCCAAUUGGGUUCCCCCUUUCCAGGUGAAAUAUCUUUUUUUGGAUUCAUGGCACUUGGGUCCUUCAUUUCCGGCUUGGCUUCAGUCUCAAAAGAACCUCGAGGAUCUUGAUUUCUCAAAUGACAGCAUUUCAAGUCCCAUUCCAGACUGGUUUUGGAAUAUUUCUUUGAAUCUGCAACGGUUGAAUCUUUCUCACAAUCAAUUACAAGGUCAGCUACCAAAUUCAUUAAAAUUUCAUUAUGGUGAAUCAGAGAUUGAUUUCAGUUCCAACCUCUUUGAAGGACCUAUUCCUUUUUCAAUCAAAGGGGUCUAUUUUCUAGAUCUCUCCCAUAAUAAAUUUUCUGUCCCUAUCCCACUGAGCAGAGGUGAAUCCAUGUUAGACUUGAGAUACCUUCUUCUUUCCGAUAAUCAAAUAACAGGGGCCAUCCCAUCAAACAUAGGCGAAUCCCUACCCAACUUGAUUUUCCUUUCUCUCUCGGGUAAUCAAAUAACAGGGGCCAUCCCAUCAAACAUAGGUGAAUCCCUACCUGGCUUGUAUUUCCUUUCUCUCUCGGGUAAUCAAAUAACAGGGACCAUCCCAGAUUCCAUAGGACGCAUCACCUAUCUUGAAGUCAUUGAUUUUUCAAGGAAUAAUUUGAUUGGAAGCAUUCCUUCUACCAUAAAUAAUUGCUCUAACCUUUUUGUGUUAGACCUUGGAAACAACAAUCUGUUUGGGAUAAUACCAAAGUCGUUGGGCCAGUUACAAUCACUCCAAUCACUGCACUUGAACCACAACGAGCUUUCAGGAGAGCUCCCCUCAUCUUUCCAAAAUUUAACAGGCUUGGAAGUUCUUGAUCUUAGUUACAACAAAUUGUUGGGUGAGGUUCCUGCAUGGAUUGGAGCUGCUUUCGUAAAUCUGGUAAUACUCAACUUGAGGUCGAAUGUGUUUUGUGGAAGACUUCCCUCCCGACUUUCAAAUUUAAGCUCCCUGCAUGUCUUAGACCUUGCACAAAACAAUCUGAUGGGUGAAAUUCCAAUCACUUUGGUUGAGCUUAAAGCCAUGGCUCAAGAGCAAAUGAAUAUAUAUUGGUUAAAUGAGAAUGCCAACUCCUGGUAUGAAGAACGAUUGGUUGUGAUUGCCAAAGGCCAAAGUCUUGAAUAUACCAGGACUCUUUCUCUUGUUGUAGGCAUUGACCUAUCGGACAAUAAUUUAAGUGGAGAGUUUCCCCAAGAAAUAACAAAAUUGUUUGGUUUGGUGGUUUUGAACUUGUCGAGGAAUCACAUCACUGGCCAAAUUCCUGAAAACAUUUCAAUGUUGCGACAAUUGUCAUCUCUUGAUUUGUCAAGCAAUAAGCUUUCCGGCACCAUUCCUUCAAGCAUGGCCUCAUUAUCAUUCUUGAGUUAUUUGAAUCUAUCAAAUAACAAUUUCUAUGGUGAGAUCCCCUUUAUAGGGCAAAUGGCAACCUUCCCCGAGCUGGCCUUUGUGGGAAACCCUGAUCUACGUGGACCUCCACUAGCCACAAAAUGCCAAGAUGAAGAUCCAAAUAAAUGGCAAAGUGUUGUUAGUGACAAAAAUGAUGGUGGCUUUAUUGAUCAAUGGUUUUACUUCAGCAUUAGCUUGGGAUUUACUAUGGGAGUCCUAGUUCCAUAUUAUGUUUUGGCAACAAGGAAAUCUUGGUGUGAGGCCUAUUUUGAUUUUGUGGAUGAGAUUGUCAGAUGGUUGUUGAGAGGAAGAGCAAUCUAUGCCAAAAAUCAUCCUAGAAGGCGAUAAAUUUUGUUUGUAGAUCUUUCUAUGCUUUAUGUAUCAUAAUAAGCUUUGGAAGUGAAUUUCAUCACAGUUGCAAUAGAAGAAAAGACUUAGCUUUUAA